GUGAGCGCUGGGGAGUUCCAGGAGGAGGGAGCUGAGGAGGAGGAGGAGGAGGAGGAGGAGGGGAUGUUCCUUGCCCUGUGCGGCUUGUCCCUCCGCCUUCAUCCGUCACGGCCCUAGAGCCGUCCCGGGGCUGCCGAUCCCGCCCGGGGCUGCCGAUCCUGCCCGGGGCUGCCGAUCCCGCCCGGGGCUGCCGAUCCCGCCCGGGGCUGCCGAUCCCGCCCGGGGCUGCCGAUCCCGCCCGGGGCUGCCGAUCCCGCCCGGGGCUGCGCCAGCUGCGGGCACCCAACCCCCCGCCCCGUGCCCGGCCUGCUGCCAGCCUCGGCAUCAUGAAGGCGGCGUCGCUCCAGGUCCUGCUGGUGGUGAAGCUCUUGUGCCUGGUGUCCCUGGCCGGAGGGCAGCCCAAAGCAGCUGUGAGGUGCUCAAGGGAGUGCAAAAGCUUCACCUCCAAAGUAGAGGCCAAGAGGAUAAAGAGCUACCACAGGACUGAAGCCAGCUGCAAGAAGCAAAGCAUCAUCCUGGUGACGCUGCGGCUGGCGGAGCUCUGCGCGGAUCCGGAGGCGGAGUGGGUGCAGGAGGUGCUGGAGCGGCUGGAGCGGGACAGAGCUGCAGCCUCAGCAGAACACCCUGGGGGUGUCCAGAAGCUUGUCGGAGCCACUACGCAGCCUGCCCCCCGGCCGGGCUCGGGCACCGCACUCGUUCCUGCCGCCUCGACCCCCAGCACGCCCCCCCGGGACACCCCCGCACAGCUCCCCGCGGGCUCAGCCUCGGCCACGCCGGAGGCUGCUGCCCGCUCUCAGGUCGCUCCAGGAGCAGGCAGAGACUCCUUGAGGUCGCCCUCAGCAGCAGGCAUGCCCUGCAGCCUGCCCACCCCUGCUCCGCACGGCUUUGCCAGCGCCCUGGGCACUGCCGCCCGCGCUGCCGGGCACGCUGCAGGGGCUGGGGGUCCCAGCUCCCAUUCGGACCCCCCGGCCCUCACCGAAGGCUCAGCCCUCCCUGAGCUCCCCACAAGCGAGCCCCCAGCGCCCCCCGGUGCCAGAGCCGAGGCGCCAGGCACCGCCGCUGGCAGCCCUGGCUCGGAGCUCUCCGUCCCGGGCAGCGUGGAGCUGGGCACAGCCAGAGCCCCAGCAGAGACUGCUUCAGCUUCUCCUCACAGCCCCACGGCUGGCACAGCUGGCACAGGCAGAGCCCCAGCGCUGCCAGCAGAGACUGCUUCAGCUUCUCCUCACAGCCCCACGGCUGGCACAGCUGGCACAGGCAGAGCCGCUGCUGCCCACGCCAGCAGGGCUGCCAGCUCCCCUGCAGCUGCUCCUGCUGGCAGAACCUCUGCAGACCCAGCAGCCUGCACUGCCCAGGCCUCCUCGGGCUGUGCCAGGGCGCAGGUGCCCACAGCCAGCCCAAGCCAUGCUGCCAGCCUCUUGCCCAGCUCCCAGCUGGCCGUGGCAGCCGCCGUGGUAAGUGCCCUGAUGGUCUGUGCUGUAGCUGUGGCAUGGCUCUACCUGAAGUUUGGCCUCAAAACAGAGGAGGUGGCAGGAGAGAUGGUGCAGGGCUUGCUCUACCAGAGGGCAGGGCAGCCGAACGCUGCCUACCCCAUGGAAGUGGUCUGAAGCUCUGCUGGGGGACACUGGUGUGGCUUGGCCUGAAGCAGAUAGGCUGAAGCCUGUGCUGGGCUGGGGGGACCAGCAGGAAGCCAAGCAGGGGAUAAAAGCCCUGGGGAUGAGAGGAGCUCCUCACAGGGCAGAAGCUCAAGAGCCAGCUCUGGUUUGCCACUGCCCAGGGCGCUGGGGUGGUCCCAGCCCCCUGGCACCGCUGCCCCCACAAGGGCUCCUCCAGAGCUGCCUGGUGCCCAGAAGUGACUCUGGGCAGCAUUCGCCUGCAUUUCACCGUGGCCCCCCCCGAGGAGUCUGCCCUGAGCCCACCCUGCUGGGCUUGGCCACCUGCAGACGUCUACACCCCAGAGCCACUCCACUUGCACCUCCCCAGCCUCUGCUGCUGCCUCCUUUGCACUUGGGCUCAGAUGAAGACUGCUGCUGGACCUCCUUGGGCUGAGCCAUUGACUCUUGCUGGGGCCCUGAGGGCUGCCCUGGGCACUCAGGCAGAGGUGGCAACCUCCACCCCCACCUCAGCUGCUUAGAGGCCUGAAGAUGAGUGCUGCAAACUUCAUGUCCAGAAGUUGCUGGCAACCCUCACCCCAUCUCCUCCUGCCACACCUUUGCCCUGCCCUUCUUGCCCACUUCACUCUGGGGCCAAUCCAGCUGCAGCAAAGCCCUUCUGUGCCCAGCAGCAGGGCAGGAUGCCACAGGGGAGCCUUCACAGGGUGGGGGGGAGGAGGCAAGAAGUCAGCUGUGAGCAUUUCGCUGCUCCUGUGGCAACCUGGGAGGGGUUUUUGCUCUCCUCUGCAAGCACAACAGUCAGGAAAGGCUCCCUGGGAGGAGCAGCCCAAGGCAGCUCUGGCUGUGGGCAUGUGCCACAGGUGCCAGCCUUUUGCCCUCUAGGAACAGGCAUUUUGCCCACAUGAUGAAAGCCCCAAACCCCCUGCCCAUGGCCCUGCACUUUGCCACGUUGUAGUUACUGGGGGGGGGGGGAGGGGUUGGCUAGCACUGACCAUCAUUAAAGCACUGUGCCAGCACCAGGCCUUCCUGACCCCAGACUUGGCUUGGGCUUGGCACCUCUGAUGGGGCUGGGGUUGGGUUUUGUACCUCUGAUGUGGUUUUGGUUUGGGCUUGGCACCUCUGAUGGGGCUGGGGUUGGGUUUUGUACCUCU
Molecule: messenger RNA, 2761 nt
Organism: Pogoniulus pusillus (Red-fronted tinkerbird)
Lineage: Eukaryota; Metazoa; Chordata; Aves; Piciformes; Lybiidae
Gene: CX3CL1
Product: C-X3-C motif chemokine ligand 1
Exons: 3
Coding region: 327-1604 (425 amino acids)
Biological process (GO): immune response
Cellular component (GO): extracellular region
Molecular function (GO): chemokine activity
Source: RefSeq, a predicted model, not a curated record